AUGUGUGAUAUAUACAGCCUGGAUUCUCAGUGCGUGUCUCCACAAUGCAACAUGAGUUGGGCGAUGGAGCCUACAAACUUCUACGACAAUAAGCUGAGCAGCGGUCUCCAGGGGGUCUGCAAACCCGGGAGAAGUGACCAUGGCACGGGCGAGGACACAACCAUGGCCGAGCUGAACACAGCCCCUGCAAUGUACGACGACGAGAGUGCUAUCGACUUCAGCUCCUACAUAGAGUCGAUGACAGCAGUACCACACCUGGAACUCUGCAACGAUGAACUUUUCCUUGACUUAUUCAACACUGUGAAGCAAGAGAAGACAGACUUCUACAUGCCAAGCUCGACUACGUCGUCCAGCAAUAUGCAGCAGCUGUCAAACUGUUCAACCAACGCAUACCCAGUUGGAAGCCAAAAAGAGUUCGAGAGGAAGCUCAAGGGUGGAUUUGACAACAAGGGGGUCUUCAGUGCACCGAUUAAACAGGAAUCGGACUGGAGCGACAAUGACAUGUCCUCGUCGUUACCUUCCCAGAUCAAAAACUGCGCGCAGACCUCCGUGAGCCUUCCCAUGGGACAACCAACUCCACCAUCAACCCCAGAGCCCCUCUCAAGCCAAUCAGCCCACUCCUCUCCUCGGAAGGUCGGCAAGGAGAAAGGGAAAAAGAAUUUUGACAGGUACAGCCAAGAGUACCGCCAGAGACGUGAGAGGAAUAACGUUGCAGUGAGGAAAAGUAGGGACAAAGCAAAGCAACGCAACGUGGAAAUGCAGCAAAAAAUGCUUGAACUGGGUUCAGAGAAUGACAGAUUACACAAAACUAUCGAUCAACUAACCAGUGAGCUCACUGGCCUGAGAGAUUUCUUCAAGCAGCUUCCCAAUCACAGCUCCUCGUUUUUGGGGACCACGGGUGGGGCCAGGCGGUGACCAAUUAAUCUUACUUUCUAAUUAACUGAACUUUUGAAAUACAUACCUCAACACAGACUUACCAUCUGUAACAGAUGCAUUAUAAACAAGCUUACAUUUAUGGCACUGGAAAUGUACUGGA
This is a messenger RNA of Oncorhynchus mykiss (rainbow trout), 1036 nucleotides long. It is a transcript of the gene cebpd, whose product is annotated as CCAAT enhancer binding protein delta. Lineage: Eukaryota; Metazoa; Chordata; Actinopteri; Salmoniformes; Salmonidae. The record is from RefSeq and is marked provisional. Gene Ontology annotation, molecular function: RNA polymerase II cis-regulatory region sequence-specific DNA binding; DNA-binding transcription factor activity, RNA polymerase II-specific. Gene Ontology annotation, biological process: DNA-templated transcription; regulation of cell differentiation; regulation of transcription by RNA polymerase II.